Chenopodium quinoa (quinoa) is the source of this 1458-nucleotide messenger RNA. RefSeq names its product histidine kinase 3-like. The record is from RefSeq and is a predicted model, not a curated record. The coding region runs from base 582 to 1328 and encodes 248 amino acids. The transcript has 2 exons. Lineage: Eukaryota; Viridiplantae; Streptophyta; Magnoliopsida; Caryophyllales; Amaranthaceae.
UCAACUUUUCAAUUUCGAUUUUACUGCUCUGAAAAUUUCGAAUUGCAUCAAUUCUUAAGGUUUCAUCAAUUAUUGAAAAUUUUUGAAUUUCAUGAAUACAACGAAAAACUUGAUAGUGAUUCUAAUGAUCUCAGAUUAAACUUAUCAUCAAAAAUUAAGAAAUAAUAUUUCGAUUUUAGUAAUUGAGAAUUUUCGAUUGUUCAGAUAAUUUUCGAUUCUAUUGCAUUGAGUUGCAUGUUAUUUUCUGAAAUUCUGUCUGUUUGGUAAAGGAAAUUUGGAAUCUUAUGUUUCUAGGAUUCCUUAUUUUUAAUUUUUUCUUUUGGGUUUAAAUUUGAUGAAGAAUAAGUUAACAUCUUCUUGUAUUUUCUGCUAUUUUACCAGUUAUUUCUGGAAAAAAAAAGUGGGCGGCUAGCUUAAAUUUCUUCCUUCUUCAACCCUUUAUUUUUAUUUUAUUUUUCAUUUUAUUUUUUUCCCUCUUUUCUGAGCAUUUAUUCUCUUCAAAUUUUGAAUAGUAUUAAUUUAAUCAUCCUUCUCUCUCUUACUUUGGGAGUUGAGAUUGCUAGUAGUUUACUAAACAAUGGAUGAGUUUGUUACAUGUUCUUGGUUUUGGAUUAAAAUUAGGACAUGUACUCUUACUGCUAUGUUGUUGGCUUAUCUCUGUGAUCCCCAUGAAUUGGCUGAUUAAUGGUGGUGUAAUGGACGGCAAGCCUAGUUUGCUUGGCGGCGGCAGUGGUGGUGGCGAUGGUAAAGUGGUGGGUGAUUGGUGGCCGAAAAUCGCGUCGAAUAGCCAUAUGAUCCACCAUUACUAUUACCACUAUAUAGGGUCAAUGAAGUUGAGGAAAUCAUGGUGGAAGAAGCUUUUGGUUGCUUGGGUUGUAUUUUGGAUCAUAUUUUGUUUCGGGGUGCUUUGGUUUAUGAGUUCAUACGCUGUUGAAAAAAGGAAAGAAAGCCUUACUAGUAUGUGUGAUAAAAGGGCUAGGAUGUUGCAAGAUCAAUUUAAUGUUAGUUUGAAUCAUAUUCAAGCUAUGUCCAUAUUAAUUUCCACUUUUCAUCAUGGCAAGUAUCCAUCUGCUAUUGAUCAGAGAACUUUUGCAAGAUACACCGAAAGAAUUGCUUUCGAACGGCCUUUAACAAGUGGGGUGGCAUAUGCUGUGAAAGUGCUCCAUUCAGAAAGAGAACAAUUUGAGAAGCAGCAUGGUUGGACUAUUAAGAGGAUGGAUACUGUUGAACAAGAACCUGUUCAUAAGGAGGUUUUGCAUGCCUGCAGUGUGGUUUCAAGAUGUUCACCAGGGCUGCUGCACAGAAGCUUUUCAGAAAUGUUCGAUUAAAAAGGUAAUUAUACGCUUUCUAUCCUUUGUUUGGAUAUAGCAACUUAAUUAGAAUGUAUUCAUUGUAUUGCAGUGACAGUUGAAGUUUAUAUGCAAUAUGCUGUAUUAGUGAUUUAAAACAUAUGAUAAA